Molecule: messenger RNA, 4110 nt
Organism: Trypanosoma rangeli
Lineage: Eukaryota; Euglenozoa; Kinetoplastea; Trypanosomatida; Trypanosomatidae
Exons: 1
Coding region: 1-4110 (1369 amino acids)
Source: RefSeq, a predicted model, not a curated record
AUGAAGGCACGUGGGCGUGUGCAUGUGUGCUUUACGGUGCUGGUAGGAGUUGCAAUGCUCUUGAGGACACUACUCCUUGUUGCGGCUUUUCUGCCGGUCCUUGCUUGCGCCAGCCCCAGCGAGCCUUACGGGGACAGAGCUACAGACUGGGUGGAUGAUGAGCCAAUCAACAGCACGCUGAAUGAACAAUUGUUGUCCUCGCUUCGACUGCCGCUCCGGGUGCGGCUGGCAUCGCCAAAGGAAGUGGAAGAACUCAUGUGGGUCAUUCGGUUUAUGAGCAUAAAAAGAGGCCAGUGCCCGUGCCUUAGUGUAUGGGAGGGCUUGCGCAUGGUGUUCGACAUGGUGUCACCAGAGGACGUCUAUGGAAUGCAGCGCCUGGACGCACUGCAGCGUUUGCUGUCGAGUGUGGAAAUGCAGGAGGACACCGAUGGGGCGGAGGGCUUGGGGCAGAUCGAAUUAGAAUUACCGCAAGGUGGCGAGGUUCUUCGGGUUUACGUGGGCGACAUCUUCCUGCAGCAUCGGCCUGGUGAGCAGCCACUCGUGCAGGUAGACCUUCUGGCGCAUUUUCUGCGUCAGCUUCGGGAAAAAGGACGGCGACAACGGAAAAGUUAUAUUCGAAAAGUGGAGGAAAAUCAUGAGCAGCUGCGUCUCCUGCAGCAGAUGAACCUCAAGAGGGGGCGGCAAGAACGUCUUGAGGCUGCUCAUAAACGUGCAAAACAGUUAGAAAUGAUGAAACACCGCUCAGACUGGCAACAAAAUAGUACCGAAUAUGCAACCCAUGAACGUCCGCUGAUUUCUCUUGUAGACACAAAGGCAACAGAAAAUUCCACUUUUGCACAUUCCAAAGGACGGUGCCAGAGCAUUCGUCAUGCCAUACAUACAUUGCAAAAUCAACGCGUAGUGUCCACUGAAAGACGUAUGCGUUACCUUCGCAAGGAAGAAGAAAAAAUGUGUGGAACCGUGCGCCAUUCACUCACGGACCUCACCCUCCAUAGUGAGAGUGAGAUGUGUAAUUCUUAUUGUUCUUCCUACUGUGAAGGUAUUGAGACACUUGAAAACUGGACAGUAUACAGCGGAUCUGCCGUAUCUGUGGUCCAGUUGCAUGCCUUGUAUCACAAUGUCCUCUUGCAGAAUAACAAUUACAACGACACAGCAGCGAACUACUUCUCCCUUCUCCGUGAAAUUGUCCUGGAUGACGUGGAUCGGGGUGUGUUUUCCACCUGUGUUGAAUUGUGUAGUCCAUCUGUGGAGUUACUUGCAGAAAUGAAAUUUUUUGCUGGUGUGCUGGAGAUUCUUGAUGACACGCCAGGGACGAAUGCGGAAGUUAAGGAGAUAAGCCCAGUUUGGUGGGGUCGUAUCCGACACGCGUAUCUACGCAUUUGGGAUGCCUCGCAUGCUGGUUCACGACGGGCCAUAGCCGCUCUUGCCACAAUGAAGGAGCAUGGGAUGAUGACCCCGCGACGACAUUCUGUGGCGGCUGUGCUGCUCUUCAAGUUGCUGUCAGAGAGGCACAGUUACUUUUGGAGGCAGGCCAUGAACAGAGGGCCGCAGUCCUCAGGGAUGGCGACGCCGUCGGCGCAGAAACUGCUACGGUUUGAGCGAUUUUUUGCGGUGGAAAGCAGCUGGAGCCUGGUCAAUGAACCGUAUCUCACGCGUGGCCGCAUCAAGGCAUUUACUUCAGAAAUUGAUGACGAGGAGGAGGACAUGGAAAACAACGGAGAUCCAGGUGAACCGCCCCCGAGCGUCUUUCGAAAUCUCUUCUUGGGGCAGCUGUAUAUUGCCGGAAUUAAAGGUGUGCCACGUGAUUUAAAACGUGCGAAGUGUCUUUUUUUGCUACUGCUGCGAAAACUGCGAUAUACAUGCGAUGUGACACACCCAGAGGAAUUGGAUGUGUCCCAUUUUAUGGAAGAUGGCAGAGGCGGUGCAUGCCAAGAACAGCUCAAGGCGUUGCACCUACUGCGCGAGAGCGGAAUCUCCAUGGGGCCCUGUGGGCUUCACAAUGAAUUGCAUGAAUCAAAACCGCACCCGAGUUUGCGACGAAUAACACGUUCAAAGAAGAUUCACGAUGUCGUUCACAAAGUCUUGGUGUUAUUGUCUUAUGUUCAUCUGUUAAACGGACUCCAGUAUGAUAUGGCUGCCAAGUAUGCCUUUUUGGCUGUGGAAGUUAGCGCUGCUGCGUUUUACUCUGCAGUGACAGAUUUACCUCCGGAUGCGGAUAAUAAUUUUGUUGUGGGCAACAUCAGCCGUACUGGGAAGCUAGAACUGUUGAAGAACAAGGAUUGGCCGGCAACGGAGUUGUACACACAUGCUCUGAGGCGUCGUGCGCCUCAGGAUUCGUUGUUUGACUUUACAAGGUCCGGGUUUUUGUCGUCGGAGAGCCUUGUGCUCCUUGCCAUGAGUGCAUUUAGAGGUGGCGUGGCGGCGCAGCAAGACAUUCGCUUCACGAUAGAACACUUUUUUGGUGCUCGUUCAUGUAUAGAGAAAAAUGGUGGCGCGUCUUGCCGUACACAGUGGACCUUUUUUCUUCUUCGAGAAGCAGCACGUCUGUGGGAAGACGAAGCAAACGUCCCUGGUAUUCUUGACCGCAGCUAUCCGUCACCACGCCUUGUUGACGCUUUCUUGCUCAUGGCAUCUUUGCUAAGAGCUGGGAACAUCACUGUGGAUGAUAUACGUGAGGGGGAUCUCUUUACAUCACCUCAGUAUUGCUCCAGUGGUUCACCCCCUUUUCAGCCGUUGGAGAGCGAUACCUCUGAUAGUUAUAGAAAGAGACUGCUGUUGGCUGCAAGACAGGUAUUUCCCUUUGCGUUCCCGGGUCGUCAGGUAAUGGUGCACGCUAAGAACUGGUAUCACUUCACCACCCGUGAUGUGCCCUUGCGUGAACUGCGGGUUCUUCGCGCCGCCGUACAAUGCUUUCUUGAAGAGCAUGACACAAACCCACUUUUGGUCUCCAGUGAUAUUCAUGACUAUAUGGAUACCGCGCGUUGGCCAUGGUCGCAAAGAGUUCUUGGUAUACUAUGGGACGCACUCCUGUAUCCAUUCACACAGACACAGGCGGAGGCUGUAGAAGACGAGUUGGCGAAGGCGUUGCUACCGAACAAAACUGUAGAUUCUGAGCCUGCUAAUAUUGCGGACGGUUUGGCUGCCUCGGUGCUGAGUUCACGCCACGUUCGGGAGGCGACGAUUGCCUUGCAACUUCUCGCUACAGCUUUGAUCUCUGGAGAGCCCGACGGCUUUACUUUGAUCUUGCUGGAGGACAUGGAACGUGGCAACGAUCACUUGCACAGCUUCGCUCACUUUAUCUCGGAGCAUGUGUGGGGAAAGAGCUUCACGGAGGUGUGGAUGGAGGAGCACAAGGCUGCCCAGUGGCACCACGCGAAGCCAAAGACAAGAGGACGAGGUCCUGUGUUUGCCAUUAGCUCGCGCAUUCCCUUUCGUUAUGCCGUACCGGAUUCGAGAAUGGAACUCUUUGCGCAAAUUGCCCUCAAACGUGUCAAUAUUCGGCAGCAAUGUACAACGUCAGGCGGUCGUGUCUCAGUGUAUGGAAAUUGUACGCUUUCUUCGAAGACUCAUCAGGAACUGAUCCACAUGAUGGCAUUGUGUAGUGGAGUGUUGAUUGGUGCUGCGAUACGAAAGGGGCCUCCGUUUGUGCCACAGAGGCCGUAUGAGGGGAUGCUGUUUCCUGUAGGAAGUUCUCUCUGUCUUCGACGUCUCAUGCAGUAUACGUCUUCCACAGGUAAUUCGCCAUUUAUUGGACUCAGUGCUAAGGCUGCGGAGUUGUUGCUUUUGGAUCUGCUUGUCGAGUUGUCGGAGGCGCAGGCGCACUAUUAUGGCCUCCACCUCAACGACCUUGACUCUAGUAGUAUGAAUAGUUUGGGCACGGUAGAUGGCAACGACGAGGCGACGUCGAAGAAGUUACGUAAGCACUUGGUUGAGCCGUGGAAGCAAUUUUCUAAGGACGCAGCAGAAGAGAUUACUCUCCCAGGGAUUGGCGAGGGCGCGUACUACAACAGACGCUUGCAUCGUAUUACCGGAACGUAUUAUGCCGCACGUAUGCGUAGGGUCUACGCGAGGGUCAAGCUAUGGCUGAGCCAGUUUGUACGUGUCGUGUGA